Molecule: messenger RNA, 2637 nt
Organism: Candoia aspera
Lineage: Eukaryota; Metazoa; Chordata; Lepidosauria; Squamata; Candoiidae
Product: vomeronasal type-2 receptor 26-like
Exons: 7
Coding region: 1-2637 (878 amino acids)
Biological process (GO): G protein-coupled receptor signaling pathway
Cellular component (GO): plasma membrane
Molecular function (GO): G protein-coupled receptor activity
Source: RefSeq, a predicted model, not a curated record
AUGUCUCAACCACACCCUACCUGUUCCUGCCCUGCUCGUUGUCGGGACAAUGGCGUUGAUGGUCGAGUGCCGGCUCUUCUCAGCGUAUCUGAGGAUCCACUUCCUAUACCGCACCAGUUUUCUCAGCCAGGAAAUACUAUCGUUGGUGCAAUAGUCACUCAAGCCUUUAUGUUCCAGAAUGAACUUUCUUUCACGGAACAACCUGCUCGGAUGCUGGUUGAUGAAGUUGUUUCUGUGCCAAAGGUAUAUCAGCAAAUCCUUGCCUUGGUGUUUGCUGCGAAAGAAAUCAACAAGAGCACCACACUCUUACCAAACAUCACACUGGGUUUCCAGAUUCUCAACAAUUACUUCACUGCAAGGAUAACCUAUAAGGCAACCAUGAGCCUGAUUUGUACAUGCCACAGUUUUGUCCCCAACUUCACCUGUGAUCCAAAGAAAAAGCUAAUUGCUGCCAUUGGAGGGCGUUUGACAGAAGCCUCAUUCAUCAUGGCCACCAUUCUUGCCAACUACAAGAUUCCACAGCUUGCUUAUGGAUCAUUUUCCCCAAUCCAUGGUGAGACAAAUAACUUUCCAUUCUUGUACCAAAUGGUCCCAAAUGAAGUACAUCAGUACACUGGGGUUAUCCGAUUACUUCAGUAUUUUGAAUGGACAUGGAUUGGGCUCCUGGUUGUGGAUGAUGACUAUGGGGACAUGUUUUUGCAGAGAAUGGUGCCAUUGUUUUCCCAAAAUAAUAUUUGUUAUGCAUUCAUACUUAGGACACCAAAGCGGAGUUAUGUGGAUCAAUACACACCACUGUUUUUAGCAACGUUAAGGCACUAUCUGCUUUUCAUAGAAGAAAACAUCCGUGUAUGCUUUGUAUAUGGAGCACCUCCAUCCCUGGAAAAUUUGACAGUAAUAAUUCUCCUAGCGUCUUUGCAUUCAUUAUCACCUCUGGGUAAAGUGUGGAUUGUUACAUCCCAUUGGAAUUUUGAAUCACUGUCCAUUCAGAGAGAUUGGGACAUACAGAGUUUCCAUGGUGCCCUUUCAUUCACAGUUCACUCAAAAGAACCACCCGGAUUCCAAGAAUUUGUUCACACCGUAAGGCCAUCCUGGGCAAAAGAAGACAAUUUCAUUCAGAAUUUUUGGGAGCAGGCAUUUGACUGCCCAUUACACAUUUCCAGUGUAAAUGAAGAUAACAAAUUAUUGUGCAGUGGGGAUGAGAAGUUAGAGAGUCUGCCGAGUACAUUUUUUGAAAUGAAGAUGUAUGGUCACAGUUACAAUAUCUAUAAUGCUGUCUAUAUUGUGGCACAUUCCUUGCAUUUCUUACUCAAGGCCAGAUCCAGAGGUAAAAGAUUAAUGGAAGCAGAAGGAUUAUUAUUUCAUAAUGUAAAACCAUGGCAGUUUCAUCAUUUCUUGAAGAGCAUCGUAUUCAACAACAGUAUGGGAGACACUAUUCGUUUUGAUGAAAAUGGAGAAUUGAUUACUGGUUUUGAUGUUAUAAAUUGGGUCACUUUCCCCAAUAAUUCCUUUGCUCGAGUCAAAGUUGGAAGAUUGGAACCUCAGACUCCACCAGGCAGAGAAUUAACCCUUAAUGACAAUCAAAUUGUAUGGCAUAGAAGCUUUAACCAGGUGCUGCCUCUCUCUGUGUGCAAUGACCACUGCUCUCCAGGCUACAGCAGAAAGAAGAAGGAGGGAGAGAAAUUUUGCUGCUAUGAUUGUGUGCCGUGUCCAGAAGGGCAGAUUGCUGACAAAAUAGAUAUGGAUGCCUGCAUGAAAUGUCCAGAAAAUCAGUAUCCCAACCAGAUGCACAAUCACUGUAUUCCCAAACAAUUGACCUAUCUCUCCUAUGAAGAACCUUUGGGAAUCCUCUUCAUGAUAUUGGCUAUUGUUUUCUCUUUGAUUACAACCUUUGUGCUUGGAAUCUUUUGGAUGCAUCGAGAGACUCCUAUAGUCCGAGCCAAUAACUGGAGCCUCACUUGUAUCCUCCUCCUCUCCCUUCUUCUCUGCUUCCUCUGCUCCUUCCUCUUUAUCGGAAGACCUGAGAAGAUGACCUGCCUUCUCCGGCAAACGACUUUUGGCAUCAUCUUCUCAGUGGCCCUUUCGUCUGUAUUGGCCAAAACCAUGACUGUGAUUCUGGCAUUCCUGGCAACCAAGCCAGGCUCUGGAAUGAGGAAAUGGGUGGGGAAGGGACUGGCCAAUUCUAUUGUCCUUUUGGGUUCCUUCAUGCAGGUGGGAAUUUGCAUCGUGUGGCUGAGUACCUCUCCUCCUUUCCCAGAUACAGACCUGCACUCACGGAAGGGGGAAAUCAUACUGGAAUGCAACAAGGGCUCAGUGAUCAUGUUUUACUGUGUCCUGGGUUAUAUGGGUUUCCUGGCUAGUGUCAGCUUUCAUAUGGCUUUCCAAGCCAGGAAGUUGCCCAACAGUUUCAAUGAGGCCAAGUUUAUCACUUUCAGCAUGUUGGUCUUUUGCAGCGUUUGGCUGUCAUUUGUUCCAACCUACCUGAGUACCAAAGGAAAGUACAUGGUAGCUGUGGAGAUCUUCUCUAUCUUAUCUUCCAGUGCUGGCUUACUGGGAUGUAUAUUUUCCCCCAAAUGCUAUAUCAUUUUAUUGAGUCCAGAGAUGAACAGGAAGGAACAUUUGAUAAGGAGAGAAAAGUAA